This is a messenger RNA of Astrephomene gubernaculifera, 2256 nucleotides long. NCBI's taxonomy places the organism in Eukaryota, Viridiplantae, Chlorophyta, Chlorophyceae, Chlamydomonadales, Astrephomenaceae. The record is from the annotation of a GenBank genome assembly.
AUCGAUCAACGUAAAGAUGGACGAUCGCUGUUAUCAAUUGCAGCCCUAGCCUCGGUACUCUAGGGCUGAUCGUAUUUGAAGCGACGCUUGUUAGCAUAGUUACCUUGAUAGCAACCCGACCAACGACGUUAUGGUCAACAGAUUAGCAGCCUUGAACUUACCUGUGACUAACAAGCACAUUACCAUGUCGGGUACAGCAGCAUGUGGUAGACUAUGGCGACAGGCGCGGCGCUUAGCGCACGAGCGGAUGCUAGUAUUUGGGCCUGCGCUUCAGACAGGUCAUGCAGUGGUCUUCAACGCAUCGGCGGACAGGUCCCGCUUGGCAACCUCCUCCCUGCACUGCUACAGCAGCUCCGCCAACGGUAACAACAGCUCCUCAGUCAGCAGCAGCAGCUGCUGCGCUCAGCCCAGCAUCAGCGCAGCGGCCGCUAGCGCCGUGUCCGCGUUGCGGGAGGAGUGCGGCUCGCAAAAGACUAUCACCAGCACCAGCAGCCAGGAGGGAAGCAGCUCCUCCCCCUCCUCCACAGCCUCCUCUUCAGCUGCUGCUGCUGCAGGGAAUCGCGAGCCGCAGCGGCACACCUCAGCCACCAAGGGCUACGGCAGCCACCCUCCCCCCCGCCGCGGCAGUGUGCCCCUGUGGACGGAUGCGCCGCUGCCCCCGCAGCCCCGCCUGCCGCUGCAGAGGCGCAUCUUCUGCAACCGGGCACUCAACAUGAAGCAAAUCAAGGCAAUCGGGUACGACAUGGACUACACGCUGGCGCAGUACCGGCCCGACACCUUCGAGGGGCUGGCACACAAGGAGACGGUGAACAAGCUGAUCGAGGUGUUCCGCUACCCCGAGCAGCUGCGGCAGCUGGACUUCCAGUGGGACUUCAUGACAAAGGGACUCAUCAUCGACAAGGAGCGGGGUAACAUCCUCAAAGUGGAUCGCCACAAUUACGUCAAGGUGGCCUAUCAUGGCUUCCAGGAGCUGCCUGCGGAUGUGCGCAAGUCCGUGUACAACGGGCACCACACCUGCGGCUCCGCGGGUGCGGGUGUGUUCGAUGAGGGCGCCAGCGGGUACGCCAUGGUGGACACGCUGUUCAGUCUGGCGGAGGCGUACCUGUACAUGCAGCUGGUGGAGAUGAAGGAGCAAGGCCGGCAUGAGAGCAUGAGCCGCAAGAGCUUCAAGGACCUCUACCGCGACCUGCGCACCGCAGUGGACAUGUGCCACCGCGACGGCUCCCUCAAGCGGGCGGUGGCGGCACACCCGCAGCACUUCAUACACCGGGACGAGCUGCUGCUGCAUGUUCUUGAGACCCACCGCGCCAGUGGUCGGGCUGUGUUCCUGGCCACCAACUCGCUGUUCGACUUCACCAACGUGGUCAUGAACUACCUGCUGCUGGGGAAGACGGGCUCCCAGAAGAGCACCGAGUGGCUGCGCUACUUCGACGUGGUGAUGGUGGGGUGCGCCAAGCCCUCCUUCUUCCAGCACCGGGCGCCGCUGUUCAAUGUGGACGUGACGACGGGCAUGUUGAAGAACACGGACAACGGAGCGCCCAUUAUUCCCAUCGACGAACAAGACAUGUCGGAUGUCAGCAACGCCAGCACCUCCUCCCCUCGCCGCGGCUCCUCCUCUGUCUCCUCCUCCUCCUCCCUCGCCUCCUCCUCCUCCCCCUCCCCCGGCCUGCCCCCGGGUGGCAAUGUGUUCCAGGGAGGCAGCUACGUGGACCUGCACCAGAUGCUGGGGGUGACGGAGGGCAGCCAGGUGCUGUACGUGGGCGAUCACAUCUACGGCGACAUCGUCAAGUCCAAGAAGGACAUCGGCUGGCGCACCAUGCUGGUGGUCCCCGAGCUGGAGCUGGAGCUGGAGAAGAGCGGGCGGAGCGCGAAGAUGCAGGAGGAGUUGCGGCAGUUGCGGCAGCUGAGGGACGAGUACGACGACCGCAUUCAGCGGCUGCGGUGGAGCACUCAGGGGCGGGGGGGCACGGUGACGGCGGAUGAGGAGGCCUACCGUGACGCGCUGCAGCUGCUGGAGGCGGCGGAGGCGGACCGGGCGCAGCUCAAGGCCCGCCACAGCGCGCUGCUGCGCCACCACCACCGCCAGUUCCACCCCAUCUGGGGGCAGCUCAUGAAGACGGGGCACCAGAACUCGCGGUUCGCACACCAGAUCGAGCGCUACGCCUGCCUGUACACGAGCCACGUCACCAACCUUGCGUUCGUGUCGCCCGAGAAGAGCUUCAUGGGGCGCAUGGACAUGAUGGCGCAUGAGGGGGC